AUGGGUUUUAGUCUCUUAAGUACCAACAUUUCAAACAGUUUUGACACUACCGUGGUUCCAAGAAUUACCCCGUUCUAUUUCGAAGACAAUCCAGUCCAUUCCGGCCAAUACGUCCAAGUCUCAUGUUCCGUAACAGAGGGAGACCUACCCAUUAAGAUAGAUUGGGAGUUAAACAACGACAUGGUGCACAAUAUCCCUGAAAUAUCAAUAACACCUGUUGGAAAACGAACUUCCUCGUUGGAAAUAGAGGCGGUGACGUACAAACAUGCAGGAAAUUACACCUGCAUCGCUACGAACACAGCAGGAAUCGCGACGUUCCGCACAGAACUACAUGUUAACGGUUAUUAG
Molecule: messenger RNA, 348 nt
Organism: Diabrotica balteata
Lineage: Eukaryota; Metazoa; Arthropoda; Insecta; Coleoptera; Chrysomelidae
Source: the annotation of a GenBank genome assembly